This is a messenger RNA of Silurus meridionalis, 780 nucleotides long. It is a transcript of the gene srxn1, whose product is annotated as sulfiredoxin 1 homolog (S. cerevisiae). Gene Ontology annotation, biological process: cellular response to oxidative stress. Gene Ontology annotation, cellular component: cytoplasm. Bases 61 to 495 code for a protein of 144 amino acids. Gene Ontology annotation, molecular function: sulfiredoxin activity. The record is from RefSeq and is a predicted model, not a curated record. The transcript is spliced from 2 exons. Lineage: Eukaryota; Metazoa; Chordata; Actinopteri; Siluriformes; Siluridae.
AUAGUAUGACGUCAAAAAAAACUUCCGGGUUUCUAGUUUGUAAGUGGAGUGUACUGCGUGAUGCUGCAAAUCUCUGGGUUUAUUUACAGCAGGUUAAUUGUUCAUCUUGUACGACAGGCCAGGCUCAGCAGCCAGCGCAGUAUGGGAAGCUUAAAUAAUGAAAACCGGUCAAUUCAUUCUGACAACGUGGAGGAAGUUCACAACAUCCCAAUGAAUGUGAUUAUUCGACCAAUUCCUCCAGUUAUAGAUGAAGAAAAAGUCCAAAGCCUCAUGGACACUAUACAGGAGACCUCAGACAUCAGAGUCGUCCCUCCAAUAGAUGUGUUGUGGAUCACAGGAGAAAAGGGAGGCAAUUAUUACUACUCAUUUGGAGGUUGCCAUCGAUUUGCUGCUUAUCAGAGACUACAGAUGAAAUCCAUUCCAGCCAAGAUCAUCAAAUCCAAUAUUUCUGACCUUCGCACCUAUUUGGGAGCAUCUACACCCAAUCUACAGUGACUGACAGAGCCAGGGCGUAGAGGAAACGUGGAUUACCACAUGCUCAGUAAUAGUUGGCUUUAACUACAGGAAGUUGAGACAUACAAAUAGGCGUAAGAGUGACAGAAACAGGAAGUUACAAAGACAGCACUUACCUGUACAUGUGUUUUUUGUCAAAACUAUUUCUAGAUUGAUUUUGUCAUUGUUGCCCUGUAUGACAAUCUUUACAGAAAAAUCUGUGGUUACAAAUCAAAACAUUUUUAACAAAGAAUCAAAGAAACUAUUAAAAAGGAAAAAAAAAAACAA